AUGCCCGUCGCGCUCACAGAACUGGACAACCAGGACCGACACAACAACAUGACCGUCUUACAAAGAGUACGUUUUACGAAGAAUCUUGCAUAAUCGAAUUGUCCCAUUACAGCUCCAGUUGCAAUACGCCCGUCGGGAGUGUGAGGAAGUGAUUGGAGUUCUGGUGAGUUCUGCUUUGACUUCUCAAGACAGACUUGUCGCGGUCCGGAAAAAACCAGUUACUGAAAAAUCGGUUAUUCUUUCCAAAAUUGUUGCAAUGCUUUUCCAGGAAGCAUCAGAAGUCGAUUUGGAGAAUCGUUUCUACCGCGCCCAAAAAAGGAGAUUCGCCCUUCUUCGAGUGUUGCUCGUUUUUGGUGGCCGUCGUUAUUCCGCGCACGAUCAAGCGGGAAUCGCCCGUCUUCUGACACGUCUCUACGAAGUCUGGGACAUUUGCGUGCGCGAGACACCUUGA
Molecule: messenger RNA, 451 nt
Organism: Caenorhabditis sp. 36 PRJEB53466
Lineage: Eukaryota; Metazoa; Nematoda; Chromadorea; Rhabditida; Rhabditidae
Source: the annotation of a GenBank genome assembly